Molecule: messenger RNA, 3796 nt
Organism: Myripristis murdjan (pinecone soldierfish)
Lineage: Eukaryota; Metazoa; Chordata; Actinopteri; Holocentriformes; Holocentridae
Gene: nucb2a
Product: nucleobindin 2a
Exons: 13
Coding region: 93-1583 (496 amino acids)
Cellular component (GO): extracellular exosome; endoplasmic reticulum-Golgi intermediate compartment
Molecular function (GO): calcium ion binding
Source: RefSeq, a predicted model, not a curated record
ACCCACCGUGCUGGCUAGCUAACCAGCCCUAGCCAGCCACCUUACAUUACAUUACAUUACCAGAGAGGCAGUGCAGCGGGGAAGCAGACUACAUGAGAGACGGCGUCAAUAAUAAAAUGUGUCGGAGUCGGGUCCUGCUCAGCGGCUGGCUGCUGAUUGUCGUCCAGCUGUUGUGUGUGGAGGCAGUGCCGAUCAGCAUGGACAAGACAAAGGUCAAAGAGCCAGAGCAGAAGGCUGAGGACGCUCCAGCCAAUGUGGACACUGGCCUCCACUAUGACCGCUACCUCAGGGAAGUCAUCGAUUUUCUAGAGAAAGAUCAGCAUUUCAGAGAGAAGCUCCAUAACACAGACAUGGAAGACAUAAAGCAAGGCAAGCUGGCCAAAGAGCUGGACUUUGUGAGUCAUCAUGUCAGAACCAAACUAGACGAGCUCAAGAGGCAGGAGGUGAACAGACUCCGCACUCUGAUAAAGGCCAAGCAGGAUCUUGAAGGAGGGAACGACAUUGCAGUGGAUCACCAGGCUCUGCUCAAACAGUUUGAGUACUUGAACCACAUGAAUCCACACACGUUUGAAGUGGAUGACCUGGAUCGGCUCAUUAAAUCAGCCACUAAUGAUCUGGAGAACUAUGACAAAGAGAGACAUGAGGAGUUCAAGAGGUAUGAGAUGAUGAAAGAGCACGACAGGCGGGAACACCUGAAGACACUGGAUGAGGAGGACAGGAGGAGGGAGGAAGAGCACUACGAGGAGAUGAGGAAGAAGCACGCUGAUCACCCUAAAGUUAACCACCCAGGCAGCCAGAAUCAGCUCAAGGAGGUGUGGGAGGAAGCCGAUGGUCUGGACCCUGAGGAUUUUGACCCCAAGACCUUUUUCAACCUGCACGACACCAAUGGAGAUGGCUUCUUUGAUGAACAGGAACUGGAGGCAUUGUUCACCAAGGAGCUGGAGAAAAUUUAUGACCCCACCAAUGAAGAGGAUGAUAUGGUGGAGAUGGAGGAGGAGCGGUUGCGUAUGAGAGAGCAUGUUAUGAAUGAGGUGGAUUCCAACAAAGACAGGCUGGUCUCCUUAGAUGAGUUCCUGGUUGCUACAAAGAAAAAGGAGUUCUUAGAGCCAGAUAGCUGGGAGACGCUGGAGCAGAACCAGGCCUACACAGAGGAGGAGAUGAGGGAAUUUGAGGAGCAUCUGGCCCAGCAAGAGCAGGACCUCAACCAGAAGGCUUUUGACCUCCAGAAACAGAGGGAGGAGCUGGAGAGGCAACAGGAGCAGCUUAAUGCACAGAAAAUGGAGCUGCAGCAGGCGGUAGAACAUAUGGAGCGGCUGAAGACACAGAAAGUGGAACCCCCUCCAGAGGUUCACGUUGAAGGAAAUGCUGUUCCAGAGUUGCAUGGUGUCAACGGCCAGUUACCUCCUGACCAUAAUGCCAUACCCCAAGAUCAUGACCCUGCUUUCCAAGACCAACAACACGCACCCCAGGAACAUCAUGAAGGACAAAACCAAGACUUGAGCCAACAAGGUCUCCCCCAGACACACCAGGAUCUGCCACCGGGCCAUCAACAAGUCGCACAGGACCAACACGCCAUGCCAUAAUGUUGCUUAUCGGGACAGGACAGAUAGGACUGGGAUAAUAUUGACAUACCUGAUCCUACAACUCCACAACCAGACGAUUUCAGCAGCUGCGGUACACACCUUCACUCCAGUGUGCAAAAAAGCAGUCCUUACAACUAUUUGUUACUCCUCUUUUACCAACAGUACUUGGGAGUUUGGACAACAUCUGAGGCAGAGGAGAGCAGACCAAAUUAAAGGACUUCCUUUGGGGAAUGACACCAGUGUUAGGAAAUAACUGUGAUCUUUGGAUUACAAAAAUAAAAUGACUGCAGUCAACCCAGGACAUGCAUUGUAGCGUGCAUAUUUACCUUUUUGAGGAUUAUAAUUGCUUUUUCAACUACAUCAGAAGUUAUGAGUUUUUUUUUUUUUUUGGAAGAUUAUAUAAAAAAAUCUGAUCAUUUGUUCAGUUUUAACUACUGUGUACUGUUGAAAGAGCAGAAAUGAAAACCACAUGCAACUGACUUGCUGAUCCAAGGUCUUUGAUACAUGGGCUUGUUGGUUAUAUUUUGUGCAGCUGAGGGGGAUGAGUAGCUGUGAAAAUUUUCUUAAUUUAAUCAACAUUCUUUAAGUCACCUCAAAACAAAAGAGGAUAGUUUUUGUUUGACAUGUAUGCUGAAGAUUUUUCUCUAGACAGUAAGCCACAUUUGAGAAGUUGAGGCUUAAGGCCUUGGAAUGGUUUGAUACAUCAGGAGUCUUAAUAGCCACAGGAUUUAAAAGCCACAAUAAGAACAUUUUGUUAAUCUUCCCCAAAAACAUUUCAUUCAUGCAAAGGAUUUUGUAAUCAAUUUUAGCCUUUUUUUCUUGUAGGAAAUAUUUUGUUUCCACAAUGACCCGAUGCCACUCGAUAUCUUUGUCAUGUAGUCAUGUAACGACUACUACAAACUUUCUGUUUUCAUUCUGGUUGUAGUCAUCAUGAACUGUCAGCUGCUUACUGUGUAUAUCAGGAAAACCCAAAUUUUCUUCCUGUGAUUACUGGGCUCACAGAAGAGCAGUCAGUAUCAUGUAUUCCCAAAUUAAACUUUUCUCAGUUGUAGAAAAAAUGCUGCUCUGCCUUUUAAAAUGUUACGCCUUUCUUAAGUGGAUCUUGGUCCAACUUGCAGCUGUUCCCCACUGACACAGAAAAGUGUGAAAUCACCCUCUCAAAAUGUCAAACUAGUGUGAAUCAACCCUAACACACACACUUUUCCAGUGUCAUUUCAGCCCUACACCUUACACAUGCUUAAUCUGGGGGUGUGAGAGAAUUCCCACUAUGUCAGACCUUUGUCAAAAUGCCUGUUUAAAUACCUGAGGUUUGUAAAGGGUUAACCUGCUUGGUACACACAGUGGGCAAAUGUUGCACUUCAGAGAUAAGUCAUGUCAUUUUGUUGUACCAGAAAAGCAUUUAACAGCAUUUCAUCUGCGGCAUCUUGUUCAUACACAACUGUGUAUGUGAAAUGUUUAUGUAUGGGUUGAUCAUAAUUGAUCAUGAUUUUAAAACUUGUUUUAAUAAAAGUUUUGAUGUUCAGAAGCUUAUUUUAGCAAUUAAUGUGUAGCUCUUUACACUGUUGUCUUUUGUAUGGAAAAAAAAAGUUUAAAUGUACUAAGGGAAAUUAAUCUGAUUUAAGAAAAAAAAAAAAAAAAAAGUCAAAGCUCUUUGACUCAAAAAGACCCCAGUCUGAUUACAAACCACAUGAGAAGAUAGAGCGGCACUGUUUUUAAAUUGUCCAUGAUUUAAGUUUAAAUUUAAGUUUCACAAAACCUCUGAUCUUGGUCUCUUCUUCAUUUUACAUCAUUGUAUCUGGCAAAAGUUGAGUUAUUACUCCCUCCUUGAGCCCCAAAUAAUCUUUACACUCAGAUGUACAUUUAGCCUGUGCACUAUUUUUUUUCUACAAAGAAUUGCUGUAAUCAGGACUUCUCUCUUCUUAGUUGAUAUUGUGGUUUCUUUUAGCUGGCAGACUAUGACCUUUUGGUAAAAACAGGUGUUGACUGUUCAUGCCUUAUUGUGGUUUUAUAUUCUACCGAGUUCACACAUGGGCUAAAUCCUUUUCUUGCCAUGUUAUGAGUUCUCUGUGUGCCAAAUGUUCCUUUCAGACAGUACUGCAUUAUAUUUUGCACAACAUUUACAGUGUUUUCUGAUUGCUUGCUGCUGGAUUGAGUGAAAUUUGAGAAUGCUGUACACCUCGGUUCAAGACAAUAAAGACAGUUAUGACCCUUCA